This is a messenger RNA of Astyanax mexicanus (Mexican tetra), 1413 nucleotides long. It is a transcript of the gene grpr, whose product is annotated as gastrin-releasing peptide receptor. Gene Ontology annotation, molecular function: G protein-coupled peptide receptor activity. The transcript is spliced from 3 exons. Lineage: Eukaryota; Metazoa; Chordata; Actinopteri; Characiformes; Acestrorhamphidae. Gene Ontology annotation, biological process: G protein-coupled receptor signaling pathway. Bases 253 to 1389 code for a protein of 378 amino acids. The record is from RefSeq and is a predicted model, not a curated record. Gene Ontology annotation, cellular component: membrane.
CACAUGGACCUUCACUGUUCAGGUGUGGAGCUGCUGUCUUCAGAGCCUCAAACGACAACAACAAAAAAAGACAAAAAAAGACAGCAGCCUCGUGUCUGGAACAGCGAGUGUGGAUGUUUUUUUCAGCAGGAUUUUAUCUAAAACUUUUCUUUUAACAGAAGUUUUAAUAAUAAAAAAGAUUCUAAAAGUGCUUAAUAAGUGGUUAAUUAGCUAGGUUAAAUGAGAAAGCACUAGAGGCAAAGUCCAGCAGGCAUGUCUUUAGAGGAGCCGCUCCUGAUCCUGAACGAGUCGUGGGAGCGCGGGAGCGCGCCGGCCGCCGCGGGCUCAUCCUCUCCGCUGCACGCGGGCAUCUUCAUCGCCGCCGUGUACGCGCUGAUCAUCGUGGUGGGGCUCGUGGGGAACGUGACGCUCAUCCGGACCUUCUGCACCGCCAAGACCAUGCGCAACGUGCCCAACCUCUUCAUGUCCAGCCUGGCGUUCGGGGACGUGCUGCUGCUGGUCACGUGCCCGCCGGUGGACGCGAGCCGUUACCUGGCGGACAGGUGGCUCUUCGGCAGGCUGGGCUGUAAACUCAUCCCCUUCAUCCAGCUCACCUCCGUCGGAGUGUCCGUGUUCACCCUCACCGCGCUCGCGGCCGACAGAUACAAAGCCAUUGUGAAACCCAUGGACAUCCCAACCUCCCAUGCAACAGCCAAGAUCUGCUUGAGGGCUUCUGGAAUCUGGUUUUUGUCCAUGGUACUGGCCAUCCCAGAAGCUGUCUUUUCUGACCUGCACACCUUCCACAUCCCGCAGACCAACGAAACCUUCAAAACGUGUGCUCCGUACCCUCACGAGGGAGACCUCCACCCCAAAAUCCACUCCAUGACCUCCUUCCUUAUUUUCUACAUAAUCCCUCUCUUCAUCAUCUCUGUGUACUACUUCUUCAUCGCCAGGAGUCUGGUUCAGAGUGCGGUGAACAUGCCUGUGGAGGGAAAUGUAGCCCUAAGGAGACAGAUCGAGUCGAGGAAGCGGCUGGCUAAGACCGUGCUGGUGUUUGUGGGCCUUUUCGCUGUCUGCUGGCUGCCCAGUCACGUGAUCUACCUGUACCGCUCCUACCACUACUCGGAAGUGGACACGUCCAUGAGCCACUUCAUCGCCAGCGUGUGCGCGCGCAUCCUGGCCUUCAGCAAUUCAUGCGUCAACCCGUUCGCCCUCUACCUGCUCAGCAAGAGCUUUCAGAAGCAGUUCAACAAACAGCUGUGCUGCUGCUGUCCACCUCUCUCACGGCGCGGGAACAGCAGAGCACGAGGGAACACGCACCUGAGCUCUAUGAAGAGCACCCAGAACCACACAGUGGCCAGCUUCAGCCUCGCCAACGGGAACAAUGCGUAUCACGAGGGCUGUGUGUGAGUGCACAAGAUUGUUCUUAAAGGU